CUGCGUAUGUGCGUAGAUGUGCCAGCAUGUCCGAGGACGACGCGCAGGAAGCAGCCAGCGAGGAGAUCGAAAGACAAGAGUCCCUUUACGUGUUCCCGGGUGCGGGCCACCCCAGCCGCGCGACGUCGUUAUCGUCGUCGACAUCGACGGCGCCCCUUCAGCCAUCUCUGUCGUCUUUCCUCCACGGUGGCGACCACUUGACCACGACAAACACGACGAUGACCACCAACACUACGAUGAUGGCGUCCACGUCAACGAAGAUCAGCAACGGCGACGAGGACGAGGACGCCGUAGAGGAAGUUACCUCGCCGGCCAGAAGAAGACCCCUGCCGAAGACGCACGCGAGAUCGGCGAGCCAUGGCGGUGUUUUGGCGGAUUGCACGACCGGGCGACAAACCUACGGAUCUUUUCUGGGCCCGUUGACGACUGUGGGAAGUGCCACGUCCGCGGGUCGACCGUCAGCGCUGAAGAAGCCGGGUCAUCAGAGAGCCUUCAGCCAGGGUCAGGUGGCGGACGUGACGCAAGGCCAGUCGGCCGUAACGGGACACCAUCGCGUCGGCUCCAGAACGGACUUCAUCUUGCCGCCGGGCCACAGGGAAGAGGGCAGGCCGCCUACUGCCGGCAGAAUGCCUUCCUUUCGCGGUCAUUCUCGCCAAGCGUCCAGAUCGGAGUCUAUCUAUACGAUAAGACGUAGCGUCGCGCCCCCCUGGUGGAGGAGACUAUGGGCCCAUUGUUUCGGUCCAUUGCCGGAGGAGCCCCGUCUAAGGACAAUAGUGCCGAAUCAUUUAGUCUCUCCGAAAACACCGAAGAGUCAGCAUCCCAAUGGAAAUAGGGCGGAUAACAGGGUACGCACAACAAAGUAUACGGCGCUGAGCUUCCUACCUCGUAACCUGCUGGAACAGUUUCACCGCGUGGCCAAUCUGUACUUCAUUUUCAUCGUUUUGCUCAAUUGGGUACCGGCUAUAAAUGCGUUUGGCAAGGAAGUCGCUAUGAUCCCCGUCAUAUUCGUUCUGGGGGUUACGGCGCUUAAGGAUUUCUUCGAAGAUCGCCGGCGUCUCGCCAGUGACCGGCGUGUGAACAAUUCCACCUGCCGCGUCUACGUUAGGCGACAGAUAUAUGAAGGUGGCGUGGAAGGAUGUCAAGGUGGGUGACCUGGUUCA
Molecule: messenger RNA, 1160 nt
Organism: Formica exsecta
Lineage: Eukaryota; Metazoa; Arthropoda; Insecta; Hymenoptera; Formicidae
Exons: 4
Coding region: 27-1151 (374 amino acids)
Biological process (GO): phospholipid translocation
Cellular component (GO): plasma membrane
Molecular function (GO): ATPase-coupled intramembrane lipid carrier activity
Source: RefSeq, a predicted model, not a curated record